AUGGCGCCUUCGGCAAACCCUGAUAUCAAUCACGGCAAUGGCCUGGCCUUGUCCGAGAAAACUGCAGAUGUUAUCGAAAGAUGGAGAGAAAAUAUUCGUGGCGGCUUUGCCACAUUCCCCGUGGCUAUCGAAAGCGCCAAAGGCCACAUAAUCACUGAUGUCGAUGGAAAAGAAUAUAUCGAUUUUAUCUCGCAGUUUGCAGUGAUGACCUUUGGCUAUUCGCAUCCCAAGAUUCUCCAAGCGACGGUUGACCAGCUUCAGAAGAUGCCUCUGAGCGGCACCGCCUACAUCAGUCCACUAUACGUUGAGUUCGCGGAGCGAAUUAACAAGAAAUUCGGGUUCGAUCGCGUUGCGACUAUGAUGAGUGGUUCAGAAGCAAUUGACGCAGCUCUCAAGAUCGCUCGGAAGUGGGGAUACACCGUCAAAGGUAUUCCCGAGAACGAAGCCUGGAUCGUCACAUGUGAUCAGUGCUAUCACGGGUCGACUCUUGCCACCAUGCCUCUGGCAACUGUAGUUUCCAAGGAUUUUGGAAGACACGUGCCCAACGUCGGGCCUUUUGGGCCAUCUAGCAGAAAGCUGAUUCCAUUUGGUGAUAUCGAGGCUCUUCGUGAGACGUUUGAGGAAGAUGGACACCGGAUCGCAGCAUUUAUGUUGGAGCCUAUCCAGGGCUGGGCAGGAACCAUCUUCCCACCAAAAGGAUAUCUGAAAGCUGUCUAUGACUUAUGCAAGAAGCACAAUAUCUUGAUGAUUUGUGAUGAGGUACAGUCGGGCUAUGGGCGAACUGGCAAAGACCUGUCCUAUCAGCACGAGGAAGGUGUCCAACCUGACAUCGUAGCUCUUGGGAAGGCCGUUACCGGAGGCAAGCAAUCUUUCCCUCUCUUAAUUUGA
Molecule: messenger RNA, 888 nt
Organism: Clonostachys solani
Lineage: Eukaryota; Fungi; Ascomycota; Sordariomycetes; Hypocreales; Bionectriaceae
Source: the annotation of a GenBank genome assembly